UAAUAAGUGUGAGACAUUCCCACUGGCUACACGGGUUAAUAUUGUGUGUGUGGGGCUCUCUCCAGAUGGAAGUCUCGCCAUACUAAUUGAUGAAGAGGGAGCUGCCUUGCUUGUCAGUUUGAUCGGUAAAUGUGUGAUACAUCGCUUCUAUUUUCAUAAGCCAGUUCACAGUGUCAGCUUCUCCCCUGACGGCAAGAAAUUUGUGAUUACAAAAGACAAUGUUGCUCUUAUGUACCAUGCUCCUGGGAGGAAACGAGAAUUUAAUGCGUUUGUUCUGGACAAAACUUACUAUGGUCCAUAUGAUGAAACAACUUGUAUCGACUGGACUGAUGAUUCCAAGUGUUUUGCAGUAGGGAGCAAGGACAUGUCUACAUGGGUAUUUGGAGCAGAACGAUGGGCAAACUUGAUCUACUACUCACUUGGAGGGCAUAAGGAUGUAAUAGUAGCCUGCUUUUUUGAAGAGAACAGUCUAGAUCUGUACACAAUUAGCCAGGAUGCAGCGCUCUGUGUGUGGCAGUGUGAUACAGAGCUUGAUGGUUUGAAGCCUAUGCCCCCUAAAGAUGCAGCUAUGGAAGAGAAUGCAGCAAACAAUGAUGAAGAGUUUCUUGAAGAGCCGAAGGGUGAAGAAAUUCACGGAAAAGCCAAUCCAAAUGAACAAGAGACUAGACAUAAAGUUAAAUAUUCACGUGUUGCGAAGUAUUUUUUCAAUAAAGAGGGAGAUUUUAAUAAUCUGACAUCUGCAGCUUAUCACAAGAAGACACACCUUUUAGUUACUGGUUUUGCCUCUGGAAUCUUUCACCUCCAUGAGCUUCCAGAUUUCAAUCUGAUCCACUCCUUGAGUAUUUCAGACCAAAGGAUAGCUUCUAUUUCUAUCAACUGUACUGGUGACUGGAUUGCCUUUGGAUGUUCAGGUUUGGGUCAGCUCUUGGUGUGGGAAUGGCAAAGUGAGUCCUAUGUGCUGAAGCAGCAGGGACAUUUCAACAGCAUGGUUUCAUUAGCAUAUUCUCCAGAUGGACAAUACAUAGUUACUGGAGGGGAGGAUGGAAAA
Molecule: messenger RNA, 1048 nt
Organism: Pterocles gutturalis (yellow-throated sandgrouse)
Lineage: Eukaryota; Metazoa; Chordata; Aves; Pterocliformes; Pteroclidae
Product: periodic tryptophan protein 2 homolog
Exons: 8
Biological process (GO): maturation of SSU-rRNA from tricistronic rRNA transcript (SSU-rRNA, 5.8S rRNA, LSU-rRNA); ribosomal small subunit assembly
Cellular component (GO): Pwp2p-containing subcomplex of 90S preribosome; small-subunit processome
Molecular function (GO): protein binding
Source: RefSeq, a predicted model, not a curated record